AACAGAUUUCAAAACUCAAAAUGCGUGUGUUGAUCCUUUUGGCAGUAGUAGCAGCGGCCCUUGCGGCCCCGGGCAAGCAGUCCCAGCGUAUCGUGGGCGGCGCCGACACCACCAUCGAGCAGUGGCCCUUCUACGCCAACAUCAACUACAUCACGUGGGGCAUCCGCUUCCUGUACUGCGGGGGCUCCAUCAUCAGCAAUGACAUCAUCCUCACCGCCGCUCACUGCGUUGACGGUGAACGCCCCAGCAGCUUCGGCGUCCGUCUUGGCUCUUCCCUCGCCAACUCCGGCGGUCAGUUCAUCAACAUCGCCGCCAUCAAGAUGCACGAGACCUACGACACCCCUGUCCUGGACAACGACAUCGCUCUGAUGAAGCUGGCCACUCCCAUCCAGGAGUCUUCCACCAUCGGCAUCGCUCGUCUGCCCAGCGCGCGCUUCUCCCUGCCCGACAACACCCCUGUCACCGCCAUCGGUGUCGGUGCCCUCUACUCUGGCGGCCCAGCCCCCACCGUCCUCCAGAGCGUGGAAGUAUUCACCGUGAACCAGGAGCUGUGCGUCGAGCGCUACGCCUACCUGAAGACCCAGCCCGGCUACGGAGCCUGGCCCGAUGUGACCGACAACAUGUUGUGCGCUGGUAUUCUGGACGUCGGCGGCAAGGACGCCUGCCAAGGAGACUCCGGCGGUCCCCUCGCCCUGUCUGGAAACAUCGUGGUGGGAGUCACCUCCUGGGGCAUGGGCUGCGCUCACGAGUUCUACCCGGGUGUCAACGCACGCGUCUCCAAGUACAUCGACUGGAUCCAGAACAGCAGCUUGUAAUUUAAUGAAUAAAUAAGAAUACGGUUUAAUG
Plutella xylostella (diamondback moth) is the source of this 846-nucleotide messenger RNA. Its product is annotated as trypsin, alkaline C-like. Gene Ontology annotation, molecular function: serine-type endopeptidase activity. Gene Ontology annotation, biological process: proteolysis. The record is from RefSeq and is marked provisional. NCBI's taxonomy places the organism in Eukaryota, Metazoa, Arthropoda, Insecta, Lepidoptera, Plutellidae.